This is a messenger RNA of Dictyostelium discoideum AX4, 240 nucleotides long. RefSeq lists its product as hypothetical. The record is from RefSeq and is a predicted model, not a curated record. The transcript has a single exon. The coding region runs from base 1 to 240 and encodes 79 amino acids. Lineage: Eukaryota; Evosea; Eumycetozoa; Dictyosteliales; Dictyosteliaceae.
AUGUCAACUAAUAAUAAUAAUAAUAAUAAUAAUAAUAAUAACAAUAAUAAUAAUGAAGAUAUUGAUAACGAUGAAUUUCAACAACAGGAUAGUGAGGAACAACAACAACAACCACAGGUAUCAACAUUCAAUGAACAGCAACGUCAAAUAAGGGAACAGCAGCAGGUAAUAGAUAAACAAAAUCAACUUCUUCAACAACACAUUCAAUUAAUAAAUCAACAAUCUAAUAACAAAAUAUAA